AUGUCUGUGAGAAGUGAGCCUCGCCCUCUCAGGGAGCGCUACACUGAGGGGGAGCGUGAGGAGCAGCUCAAAAGCCUGCUGCCCAAGCCAUCCAACCUCAAACCGGAAGACUUCAGGAAGGCCUUAGGGCUGAGUCAAGCUCAAUUCGAAGAUGUCGAAUCUAUUAUCAAUCUGGCGUUCGAGGACUCUGGCCUCUCCGAGUUUGAAUCACUCAAAGACCCCGAUGCCAUGAUCAGGUUGAACGCAGCGGCUCUCGAGCCGGUCAGGACCUUGAAGACGAUUCUCGCUGAUGUGCCAGAAUGGUUCACCCUCGUCUGGUGCACCCGAAUCAUCGAAUACCUCCACCAAAAAAGGCUCAAGAAGCUGGCCAAGGAGAGAGAGGAGAUACGACUGGGCAAGAAGCCCGAUUCAGUUAUCCCGUCUGGCAUGAGACCUUCGAAUCCCGGAGCGGCGACCCUGCCGAACAUGACCUUCGAGCUGAUCAUGGAGCGCAAUCAGAAGGGGAGCAGGUUGUAUGUCGAAGAGCUAGCUGCCUCACGAUUCCUCGAAGCGGGCAAACCCGUGAACCAGUCAUCCAGCUACUCGUUGAAGAGCUUCAUUCGCGAAUUCGAGGAGAUCAUCAACCAGACCCGCGAGUCGCCUCUCAGACUUGGUCAUGGGGCCCUCGGGUAUCGCACCAAAGCGGGUAUUUUCAAACCGAUUUCCAAACAGCAUCAUUUCGAAGUUGCAAUCAACGAUCUGUUCAAUAACCGAGGAGGAGCGUAUAAGCUGAAGUUCCAUCAUCGCGAGGAGAACAACAAGGAGAGAAGUAGUCGGAUAGCGGCUGCUGCUGCUGCUCGGAGACUUAAAGAUGGGCAGAAGGAACAGAGUCCUGCUGCUCAGAGACUCAAAGAUGGAGCAAAGGAACAGAGCCCUGCCACCCAUAGAUCCAAAGAUGGGAAGAAAGAAUCGAAUGGACCGAAAGAGCAGAGUCCUGCUGCUCAGAGACUCAGAAAUGAGCCGAAGGAACAGAGCCCGGCUGCUCAGAGACUCAAAGAUGGACCGAAAGAACAGAGCCCUGCUGCUGGUGGCUUAAAAGUACCCAAGGAAGCUGUAAAACAAGGCCAGAGCAAGUCGAGAGAAAAUUCGGCUAGUCGCUCGCCGGCCACCCACAGAGGGAGAAGUCCAGGACCAAAAGCAACAAAUUGGUCACCACCUCCGACACCUUCACCCAACCGUCCACUACCUCCAAUACCCAGCCGAACAGUGAAAAAAGAUGAAUCUGUUGACAGAGAAGCUGCUCGUAAGCGAGAAGGAAGUGGGGUCAGAGACGUCAAGGGAGAAGCAGAAAAUGUCACAACUAAAGCGAGUCAGUCAGACCCUCGACUGUCUGACAGAACCGAAAAGCCACUGCCACCAUUGCCUACCUCGUCUCGGCCGUCGUCUAGAGCUCCUAGAGCCUCGUCCAACCUCACUCCAACGUCAUCUAGGCCGACGUCUCGAACCCGGAAACCAUCACCGGCGGCUACAGGGCCCCGACACCAGCCAGGUCCACUCGUCGCAGCAGUAAAGCCGUCGAGAGACUAUACACCACCCCCCAUUUCCCGGGCAUCUCAGGAGGCCUGGCGGCGGGGGAACAAACUGAACCCUUCUGCCACUGCCGGCGGUCAAGGCUCUCGUAACGUAUCGCCGGCGUCCACCUCGUCCGUGACGAGUAGCAUCAGGAGAGGCGCAACCAGCCGACCAGGAAUGCAUGUACCUACAGCAGCCCCAACGUCGCUACCGCCAUCUUCGCUACGGCCAUCCUCGCCGCCAUCAGCCCCAGUCAAGCCAGCGGCGGCAACAGGAAAUCCAGUGAUAGUAGUCCCAAGGUCGGAUCCGGUCAGUCGCUUCAGCGAUUCUGACGACUCCAUCUCGCUUUCCAAUCUCCCAACAAACGGGCCAAAGUCGACGACGCCACCGAAACAGCGAAAGAAAGAUACGGAGCGGAGAUUGAAAUUGAUGGAGGAGCCGCCGUCAACACCAAGAGAAGCUGUGAAGCGGGCCGUUGCCAAGGCCAUCGUCCCCUUGGGUCAUGGUGUUAUCUCCGUCGGCCGGCGGGCAUCGCGUGUCUUGGAGAUGAUUUCACCCCCGAGCCCAAGUAAGGCGGCACCAGAGUACCAGACUGACUCGCCUAGGAAUCCCCUCUUUCGGACCAUCAGUCGGGUGUCGACUGGUCUGAAGGAUACCACGGUUGGUCUUGGGCCGUCGACGAGGAAGACGCUGGGAAUUGCGAAGCCCCGGAUCUUCAGCGGAUCUAAGGUUGAUAGGUGGGCGCAGCAGGAUCUUGAAUUUGAGGGCAAGGGCAAGGUGGUUACAUUCCAUACGUAUCGACGAGGAGGUGAUGAGUACAUGGAUGAUAAAGCGGACCUGUUUAAGGAGAUGGAAAAGGAGAUUCGGCCUGGAGAGGCUGAUGAUCCAGGCGACAUUCGCGAGGAACUGGACGAAGAUGAGCCGGUGGCUACUCGGGGAGAGUAUAUGGUACAGCAGUUACAAAAAAUGCAAAACAUGCCGGAGCUAGCGCAAAUGUACGACCACGACUUUACCUUUCCAUUCCCAGAGAGCCCAGCAAAGCCUGCACAGAACACCAGAUGGAGGGAAUGCUGCCAGCUCUUCCAGCGUGACCCAGAGAGCACCAGCAUUGACGACCGAGUAAUCCUCGCCGGGCUCAAGACGCCAAUCUACCUGUACCAAGCCUUUGGCAUCUACUGGCAAAUGAAGACCUCUCGAGCACUUGGUGGAGGCUUUGUCUGCGACGAGAUGGGACUCGGGAAGACGCUCUCCUUCCUGGCCUACAUGGUUGUCGAGAGACAGCUCGCAAUGCUGCACUGGCAGGUGGCACAUCCGGGCCACACCAAGAACGGCGGGCACACACAUCUGACGGCCGAAGCAGCAGCAUCCAAUCCUACGCUGGCGUGUCCCAGCGCGUCACGGCGAGGCCCCGGAUGGAUCCCCUGCCCUUGUGCUUCGUCCCUAACUGCUCAACUCGUGCCCAAGCCAGGAGUUCGGCUUGCCGUCGUCCCCCCAUCGCUAGUCUCGACGUGGGUUGAGCAGUGGAACACCCACAUUGACGAAUCGAACCAGCUGAUGGCGAUGAAACUUAUCAUCGCGCACGACGCGAGCAACGACAAGCCCAUCGGUGGCGGGUUCGAUCUGCGCGAUGCUCGUCACCGGUCAAACCACAUCCGGGUCCAGGCCGACCACGUCGUCUACGUCGCUGGCGACCGAGCGGACCACACCAAAGAGUUCUUCUCGGAUGGCGCCCGCUUCGCCCAGGAGAGGCUCUUGGUCCUCACCACGACGGAGCACUACUUCAAGCACUAUGCCAAGAAAUUCGAGCGGACGGCGCCUCUGUGGUCGUGGGAGAGGAAAGAAGAGGGGGAGAUACUCCCGGACCAGCCCGUCCCCGGCGUGGUCUACGGCAUCGCAAUGAUCGACGAGUGCCAUGAAGAGUUCCACAAGAACCAAGGUCGAUCGGCGGUCCUCGCGCGUCUGCCGCGUGCUGGGAGGCCGUUCGUGUGGGGAUAUUCCGGCACUCCUCUCACGACGACGCCGAAAUGCCUCGAGGGCGUCUUGUGGGCCAUUGAGCGCCUCUGGCCAAAGAGCCACCGACGGAACGUGAAUCACCUCACGGGCCUGGAGCAGGAUCGCGCACUCGCGCAGUUCUCGUGCCAGAGACUCGGCGCCAUCGCAGAGCAGUUUGAGCGGGACGUCAAGGAGAACAAGGGAUCCCCGAUCCUGUUCAGGGACAUCUACUUGCGUCUCAAGCCGUUCCUCCUCAUGUUCGUGCUCCGCCGGACGGCUGAUACCCCCUGGUUUGGACAGCCCCUGAUCAAGCUCCCGCCGCAUGUGCACAAGGAUAUCCUGCUGGAGCACGAGGUGGAGUUCGACCCCAAGCUCGAGCAGUGGGGCUCGUACGUGGACGAUCAGGUGAAGUCGAAGCUGGCCGAGCUGCAGAGCAACCGGCAAGACAUCGACCGGCGGCUCGCGAAAGAGACGCUGCCGACCAAGUUCAGUUUUAACUCGGAGAUGCGGAUGCGUUUCAGCCAGCGGAUCAUGGCCACCUUUCCCUAUCUGGUGCAGAAUGCGGCCAUCCUGCACCAGAACCACCUGGACUUGACCUACGAAGAGCUGAAAAAGUUCCGGGGGCCGAAUGAGAAGCGGCCCGUCAACCCGUACUGGGUUCACCUGAAGGGGAUCGGCGCGCGGAGUCCAAAGAUGAUGUGGAUCUACCACUUUAUCAAGGAGCUGGACCAGACGACGGACGUGAAUGGGCAGGAGCAGAAGGUGGUGAUCAUGAGCGAGUUUAACCAGGUGGCACUGGUGGUGAAAUUGUGGAUCGAGACGUACGUCAAAGACAAGGGCAAACGCGUCGGCCUGGUCUACGCAGGCAUGCCUCCCCGCGAGCGCAGAUGCAUCCUCGACGCCUUCACCGAUGCCAAAGACGACAAGGGCAACCGCAAGCAGAAGGCCGACUACCAGUUCCUCGUCGGCACCACGCGCAUCAUCGGCGCCGGUCUCCAGCUCACGCGCGCGUGCCACGUGAUCCUGAUGGAGCCCGACUACGAGUUCUACCGCGAGCUGCAGGCCUACGCGCGCGUGCACCGCGUCGGGCAGAAGAACCCCGAGUCGCGCUCGUACCGGCUGCUGGAGUCGGGGAAUCAGGUCGAGAGCAGGAUCCUGCAGCGCCAGGCGGAGCGCGGGGAGUUUCCCGGCAGGCCGGAUGAGGAGGAGGAGGAUAUCCACCGGUAUGGGGAUGUGACGGAGAUGGUGGCGAAGUAUGCCAGCCCGGAGGAAGGGGGUGACGGGGGUGAAGGGGGAGCGGAGGUGGCCGAGGGGGCGGCGGAUGGGGCGGAGGGAGCGGAGGGAGCGGAGGGAGCGGAGGGAGCGGAGGGAGCGGAGGACUUGGAGACCCAGGCGUUUAUGGAUUCGCUCCCGCCAGCAUUGGAGGUUACAUUGCAAGAGUAUAUGAUCAAGGAAGCUGGGCGGCCAGCCGUGGAUGAUCUAUACAGCGGGAAGUAG
Drepanopeziza brunnea f. sp. 'multigermtubi' MB_m1 is the source of this 5040-nucleotide messenger RNA. NCBI's taxonomy places the organism in Eukaryota, Fungi, Ascomycota, Leotiomycetes, Helotiales, Drepanopezizaceae. The record is from RefSeq and is a predicted model, not a curated record.